Messenger RNA from Epinephelus moara (kelp grouper), 8222 nucleotides. It is a transcript of the gene gjd1b, whose product is annotated as gap junction delta-2 protein. The record is from RefSeq and is a predicted model, not a curated record. Gene Ontology annotation, biological process: cell communication. NCBI's taxonomy places the organism in Eukaryota, Metazoa, Chordata, Actinopteri, Perciformes, Serranidae. Gene Ontology annotation, cellular component: connexin complex. The transcript has 2 exons. The coding region runs from base 989 to 1909 and encodes 306 amino acids.
GAGAGAGACGGAGGCAGGUGGAGGGCGCAAACGGAGAGAGAAAGAGAGAGAAACCAAGUGGGAAGGGAAAAACAAGAUGAAGGGAAGAGAGGAAAGGAGAGCUGCCUCUCGUAAACCACGCUGACAGAAACGCGGAGAGAAGGAAGGAGGCAGUGAGGACGAGGAGGACUGGAGAAGCCAGUGACUCUUGCACGGUUUCAAGCAGAGGGAAAGAGACGGUGGAAGAGGAGGAAGAGGAGUGCGAUGCUUCAGUCCAGCGCUGCCUGAACCAAACCAGGAGAGAAGGAGAGGAGCAACAGAGAGGAGGAGAAGGAAUCCAUUGGGUGGAAGAAAUGAAGAGGAUGGAGGAGCAGAGAACGAGCAGAGACACAGAUCCCCGGUUACUCAGGCUCACAUGAGUGUAUGGACCUGAGGCUGCCCAGAGUUACUACAAGAUGCUGUCAAAGAACCAGUGUGUGAGGGCGGAGUGAUGGAUGCCUGUUUGCACAAACUACCUUGAAACUCAGUAGAAGUAGAUGAGCGCUGGUGUGUCUGCGUGCUGGAGCAGGUGUGUGUGUCAGUGCGAGAACAUAUGACACAGCAGCUGUUGUAGGAGGUGACAGGGUCCGGUGCACCCAGAGAAGGGACACAAGGAGGGAGGCAGGAAGACAGACACAUGGACGAAGAAUAACACACACAGUCAACGAUGAGUGUGUGUGCAGCGAGCAAGUAGACGAGCUUCAGUCCAACCAUCUCAGGUGCAGUUAAGGGCGUGUGUACUUUGGGACAGCACCUAAAGAAAAGAAACUCACAAUGAGGUGCCACUGAGCUCCUUCGAGGUUGACUCCUCUUUAAACACCGGACAAGCCACCUGACGCCGCUCCCUACCUCAUUGCAACCCAACAAGUGGACUUGAAGACUCAGAAGAAGGGACCAGCUCCGGUGCCCUGCUGACUGGGAAGCCCCCAGCUGAUUUCCUUUGCCCAGUGGAUGCCUCCUGACUCCAACCAUGGGAGAAUGGACCAUCCUAGAGCGCCUCCUAGAGGCCGCUGUGCAGCAGCACUCUACUAUGAUCGGAAGGAUCCUGCUGACAGUAGUGGUGAUCUUCCGUAUCCUGAUCGUCGCCAUCGUGGGUGAGACCGUGUACGAGGAUGAGCAAACCAUGUUCAUUUGCAACACUCUGCAGCCAGGUUGCAAUCAGGCCUGCUAUGACAAGGCCUUCCCCAUUUCCCACAUUCGCUACUGGGUCUUCCAGAUCAUACUGGUGUGCACGCCCAGCCUCUGCUUCAUCACCUACUCCGUCCACCAGUCGGCCAAGCAGAAAGACCGGCGCUACUCUUUUCUCUAUCCCAUAAUGGAGAGGGACUACGGGGGAAGAGACGGGGCGCGGAAGCUCCGCAACAUUAAUGGAAUUCUAGUGCAACAUGGCGGUGAUGGUGGAGGAGGGAAAGAAGAACCAGACUGCCUGGAGGUGAAGGAGAUCCCCAACGCCCCGCGGGGCCUCACCCACGGGAAGAGCUCCAAGGUUCGCCGGCAAGAAGGGAUCUCCCGCUUUUACAUCAUUCAGGUGGUGUUCAGAAACGCACUGGAGAUUGGCUUCUUGGCAGGCCAAUACUUCCUUUACGGCUUUAGUGUGCCUGGGAUUUUCGAGUGUGACCGCUACCCAUGUCUGAAGGAGGUGGAGUGCUACGUGUCCCGUCCCACAGAAAAAACGGUUUUCCUGGUGUUCAUGUUUGCGGUGAGUGGCAUCUGCGUGGUGCUCAACCUGGCCGAGCUCAACCAUCUGGGCUGGCGCAAGAUCAAGGCCGCCAUCAGGGGCGUCCAGGCCCGCAGGAAGUCUAUCUGUGAGAUCAGGAAGAAGGACAUGGCGCAUCUGUCCCAGCCGCCCAACCUGGGACGCACGCAGUCCAGCGAAUCAGCCUACGUCUGAUGAUGAAGAGAAGAAAAAAAAGAGGAGGUGUGGGGUGAAUGUGCAAGAGCGAGGAUGAAUUAAUUAUGAUUUUAAUUUAAUGAAGACGGAGUGGAGACGGCCCCUCCUCUGCGAUGAUGUGAAACAGAAUGUAAAAAGACCAAACCUCCGGCUCUACGACUUUGAGAGUCGAGGAGGAGGAGGGGAAGAAGAAAAUGAGAAAAAAAAGCAUAGAGAGACGAUAAAGGAGGACAAAAAGUUCAGUUCUGCAAAUGAACACAUUUUGGUCUCAUGGGGGAGAUAUUCCAACUGCCAUUUUAUACUUUUGUCUUUCUUUUUUAAACUAAUUAACUUCUUCUCUGCCCCUCAAUUCUUCUAAAGUGGGGAAUUAAAUCCUCAAGGGGCUGGAGAGGGAAGGACUAGAGAUGAGACGAUGAGGAGCAGGGAGAGGAGAGCAGAUGAGAGGCUGUUUUGUAUUCUUUGGGGAUAUUGGAAGAUGACGGCGGCGUUUGAUGCAUCCCAUGGUGCUUUACUUCUGGAUUGUGUCAGCCUCAAUGAAAAAGGGAGGACUAGUUUGGGGAUGGGAUCGGGAGGAUGAGCAGCAACAUCAUUAAAAGAGGAGCGGAAGAACUGUCAAAGCCAUGACGGACUCUAGAGAACGAAGGCAAGUUUGUAAAGGGAGGGAGAGUAGGUGGGAAAUAUCACACUCUGGGAAAAGCAUAUGAUACACCCGAGGAGGGAGAGAAGAGAGUUUUUCUUUCGCUUCCUCUCCUCGCCGGAGACUCGAGUUUGUCCGAAGCCAAGAGAGAAAGAGCUGCCUCUGAUCAGUGUCAACCUCACCUCCGUUGGAACAUCGUCACAAGCCAAAACCAAGAGAAAAAGACUGACGAUGUUUAUGUUUUGUCUCUUGGCAAAAGAUGAUGUUAACACAAACACAGCAAGUACCAUAAACACUUUUUUUCUCUUUCCUCCCCCCUAUCUCUCGCUCUCUCUGCUCCGCGGUUGGCAGCUAUAUAGACCCCAGGGGCUUCUGAUGACAGUAAUGACUCUCGCUGCUCUCCCUCUGCGUAAACUUUGGAGAGGAACUAAUGAACAAAUGGACAAACAGCGUGUAAACGUCGAGUCUCUCCUAAAGCACAAACCAAACUUCCCUCCUUCCAGCAUUCCAGUGUGCUGAGAGACAAAGGAGAGACAGAAAGAGAGGGGAGGAGAGAAAAGGGAACGGGAGCUUGUAGAGUAUAGGGAACAGAUCACUUUAUUACAACUUUAAACAAAUUUUAUAAAAUAUAUCACCAUGAGUUAUGUUUUUGUUUUUCUUUUUUUUUUUUGAGAAAGCGAUGGUGCCAUCCUUGAGAUAUUUAAUUAUUGUUGAAAAGUUAUGUAGAGUAUAUCAUGGUAAUAUUAUUUAUCCAUUUAGAUUAUAUCCAAAUAGAUUUAUUUAUCUUUGCGUGCGGGUUGGUCGGGACAUCAUGUUGCUGUUUUUUUUUUUUUUUUCAAAUGUAUAAACUGUCUGUCUUUUUUUUUCAUUUUUUGUUUAGUUUAAAGCAUUUCUCACUGAAGGAACUGAUUCAUGGCAUGUACGGGGGGUGGGGAGGGACAAGUUUGUGAGCUUCGUUUUUGAAUUGAGGCUGUGCAGCUGACUUUUUUAUUCGUAGAAACCUGCAUUGCAAUUGUUAUUUAAUUGCAGUCAAAGUGUAGAACGAAGCGUCUUCAUGCAUAUUCUACAGAGAGCCUUGGGUUCCUUCGAAAUCAGCUGCACAGCUUCAGACAAUUAAGGCCUGCGAGCCAUUUGAAAAAGGCAUGUUUACAUGAUGCAAUGUUUCUUGAAUGAUCAAGCUGUGUAGCCGAUGACUAGUAACUCGCUAGGGACAGUUGUGUUUUUUGAAUCUCAGUGGUUUUCAUUUUGCAUUUCUUUUUCCUGACUGGAUUUCAGCAUGCAUGCCUUGUAAGAGAAAAAAAACGACAUGAAAGAAAGAAAAAAAAAAACGAUAAAGAUGACAGAGAGUGUUGCACCUUGAUUAAUGCAGACGAGUGGGAGAGUGGCAGACUGAAGGAACUCGAGUUGGCAGCUCGAAGGCUGCUUUGUCGGACACACUCGGUACAUAAUUUAAAACGGGGAGCUCUCACACUGCGAGCUUGUGAAACCAGACAUAGAGACAGUUCAGUGGACCUCAUGUGGCGUCUUUGAAGGAAAAAGUUGUUAUUUAACUGACAUGAGCACACACCCACACACCUGUUCCUCACUGCAGUUCAUGUUUGUUGAUCCUGUUGCAGAGACUAAGAUAUUGGUGUUCUGGUAAUCAGCUAACUGAGGAAAAAUCUAACGCUGGUCUAAACAUACUGUCGCAGAUCAGUAGUCUGAGCUUUAGCCCUUCCACUGCAAACUAAAUGGCCUUAUAGCUCAACACUGCAGUAGCUUAACACUGCCACGUUUGGGGCUUUGACUCCUACAGGGGCCACCCGUGCACUACUGCCACUCUCACGGCGUUUGUAUGACUACUGUGGAUAAACACAUUAGCAGACAUGUUAUACCAAACUGCAGCUACAGUAUAUAUUGUGCUCCCUUUUCAACCUCUGCCACUAGAUAGUAGCGUUAACUGUUGAAAAUGUGAAGAAAACACCGUUGUAAGAAUCUUUGUGAUUUAAAAUUCCGUUGUAUCUUCUUCCCUGCAACUUGCCUUAUCUGCUUGUGCUUCGAUUAGCGACUUCCUACAUUUCUAACAAUGCCUUUGGAAAGCUCCCUGGUCAAUAUGCUAAGAAUAGAUACAAAAAAAUAGCUCACCCCAACAAAAAUGCUAAAUAAAUUGCACCUGAUUGCAAAUGUAUUUUUAAUAGUUCAAGUGCAGCUUUUGCCAGUCCACUAAAGCUCUACAGUCGAUGUAAAAUGUUUACAUUCUUUAUUAUCUCUGUCUUUUGUAGUGAUUUUUUUAAAGAUGAAACACACAUGUCAUCAAUUAGCAUUGCAGCUGUUCUGGAAAUACCUUGACAGCACCACGAAUACACUGGAGCAACUGUAACAGCUGACAUAGCAGAAGAAAUCCCCCCAACUUUCUGUUUCUCCAUUCACUCCCACUGUCAUAAUCUCCAUGAUUCUUACAGGUGAUUAUCCCCAGAUUUAGACUGAGGAUCUCUGUGGGGCUCAAUGGCAUCGGUGCGGUCUACUGUACGCACUAGGAAGGACGAAUACGCUGAAAGGGCACGCCAGAAUGCCUAAUAAUAGAGGUUGAGUCAUGGCUUCCCUCAGUUAGUGAGAGCUUGUGCUUCUAGCGAAGGCUUAAACGCUGACCUUGAGCUUAAAGGCCAAGCCGAUGUCCUGUACUAUACGCAGUCACUGCGAGCUGCAGCACUGAUCUAAUCUGCACAGAGCACAGGUCAAUGCUGGUGUGAGGUCUAUUUUUAGUGACUUGUAGAUACACACAUGCUGAACAUACAUUCAUUUUAGGAAAAACAACCACAUCUUGAACGUGAGAAGAGCGGUGUGAGUUCCUCCUCUUGGAUUCUGUUGUUAUGUCUGGUUUCAUUCAGGACGGAAACAUACACACACAGCGUGAGGACGUCGAGGGCCAUAAAUGUGUCCUGGUCUUCUUCGGUUUACAUUCAUCCAGCGUUCAUUAGUGACUCACGACUCCUGCAGUUAGACACUCAGUGGGUACACCACUGUCCAAAGUAAAAGCAGGCCCCAGUUCUUCCAACAGUCCACUACUCUCCACAGUCUACUUUUCUAUUUGUCAAUGUGAAAUUAAUUAUGCAACUUUUUUUUUUUCUCAUUUGCUUCUCUUUAUGACUUGUGGGUUAAUUUUGUUGUCUGUUGCUCUUUUUGUGCAGUGACAUAUCAAAAAAAGAAAGAUGUUUUUUUUUAUGUAAAGGAACAAAAAGUUUUUCAAUGUGUAAAACCAAGGGUAGAAUGUUGAAAUAUAAGACUAGCAGAAAAAUAUGUUAUAUUUCCUCCCUUGCCAAAGUGAUAUGCAAAAUUUCAUUCAUUUUCAAAGAUUUUUUAUCUGCAUGUGUAACAGCUAGACUAAGCAUGUUUCUAUGUUUUCUUCAGCAGAAUCUUUAAAGAAAGACUUUUUUUUUAGCUCCAAUCUACGAAGCAAAGCUAUUACAUCUUGAUGCCAAGUGUGUAUAUUAAUUACCCAGUUCUUCAGACGGUACAGAGCCAGGCAGACAACUCAGUGAUGUUAAAACUUCCUGUUAAAGUUUAUCACUCUCAGUUUCAACUCCCAAAAGAUUCUGAAAACCGCUCCAUACAGUAAAUCUUCUACUUUAAGAAAUUUGCACAUGAAUAUAUACCUUUAUAAUCUGCUGUAGAAGAUGAUUAUAAGCCAAUCAGUCUACUGUAAAACACAGGGUACACAAGAAUAUAAGCAUACAGGUUAAAGACUGGCACCAUGAGAUGCCAGACGCCAGAACAUUCCAGGGUUUAGUCCCCAGCACAAUGUGUAAUUAACCUCCAAUUUACAGCCUCUUUAUGUGUUAAAUAUAAUUAAGUCCUCAGUGAAACUCCUCAUGGACACUUUGUUAGAGAACAGUACAGUGACACUCAGGAAAGACAACAAUGCUGAUCUUUUAAAUCUUUUCUAGUAAAAACAAAAAUGUUGUUUCUACAUUAACACACAAGAACGCUCUCAGAGAAAUGGUAUCACGACAUGUCAGCAUACUUUCCAUUGACCAUCCUAACCUUGUACUGUAAAGCCCACCCAAGACAAUUCUCUCAAAGCCUGAUUAUUUUACCUGUUGGUGCUAAUAACUUCGGACUCUUAACCAAAAACAUGAAUUCAGAUACAUUCCCUUGUCUUGAGCACACAUCUGCUGCCCCACAUAUCACAGGUCAUGUAGCAAAGCAGGUCUCCUUAAAACUAAAGCUGUUAACUCUUGACUGUUACUAACCAUGUCCGCAACAGCAGGUAAUGAGAUCAUUUCCAUUAAAACCCUUCGCUGACCUUGUUCUGCAGAUGAGUAGCAAACAAUUUGAUUCCUCAGGAAUGCAGCAAGUAAUUGAGCUGCGUCAUUCAUUAAAACAAAGCUACCACAUUACUCUACUGCCAAAACGAUGCUAGAUUAACUUAGUAAUUAUGUAGCCAAUCCUAAGGGCUGCUUGAAGGCCCUCGAGCAAGUUUUGGAAGCACCCCUCUUAUACAUUAAGGGCUUCGUACUUAUUACAAACUAAAAAGCCAUAGUUUAAAAAAAAGAAAAAAGAUUUCCAACUUGACUUGGCGCAUUACUUUGAAAGAAACGUGCACUCAUGGGCCAAGAUUAAUCACAUUUAAACGAUUAAGUGAUCGUUUUUGCAUUCAAACUGAAAAUUAGACGUUAAAAUGAAAAGCUUUCUACUAUGUUUAAUCGAAUGAGAAAAAAAUGUAAGUUAUAAAGCUCCUUUUAUCCAGAUGUUCAGCUUCAAUUUUCAUUUUAGAAAUAAAAUGCUCCCUCCUCCCCCUUCCCUCCUGCCCUGUCUGAUACUGGUGCUGCCGCCGCACUGUAGAGGCUAGAUUAUAACCAUUUCAGGGUUCAGAGAAGGACCUCUUAACCUCUCGCUAAUCUGUCAUGAUAUCAAUCGUGAUUACUUCGUCUAAUUACACUGAGUGGCAGAUACAGGCAGGGUGGGAUUUAAACCACCAUCCGGAUUUGACCAAAUACCCCCGUGCAUCUCUCUCAUCUCUCUCUCACCGGCUCUGCAGCCACCUCCUGCCAGCAGGUCGUGGAAGUGAGAUUAUGACCUGAGAUAGCUUCAGUCUGUGUCUCUAAAAUUCAAUAAUUUGCAGACUGUUGAUUCAUAGUUUUAAUUGGAAAGGGGCAAGACUAUCUCCUCGUGAUCUUAGACCAGGUCACCUAUAUGUCGACUGUGUGAGGAGCCAGAUGUUACAAUGAGAGGGGUGAAUGGUGACGUGUCAGGGGAGCGGGGGAGCAACGUCAAGUUUAGCCAAUAUUUGGCAUUCUAUCUUAUCGUAUUUAAUACACAGUAAGAGAUGAUAUUUAAGGGAUCAGAAAAAGGGAAAAUAGUUAAAUAUCUUAGCCCUAGAAACUCGUCGUUCUUAAGCUUAGCUUCUACUGUGACAUCUGCACGGAUGUAAAAGCAUGGACUGAAAAACAGAAAUGAAGAAACAGACACUUCAAACACACUCACGCUUUGUAACCUUCAUCUGAAACUCUGUCGUUUUCCGACUGCAGAUUUUAUGGUGUACCUGACGGACCUUCGCUGAAGGUUCACUGUAUAUUUCUGACUGGUGUACUGUAUGUAAAGACUGAAUAAAACCUUGAAUGUUACAUCAAGCCUGGAGUGGCCUCGUGCCUGCUGAUUUAUGACCUGUGAGCGUGUGUGUUCAUGCAUUAUGUGCAU